AUGGCGGCCGACAUCGACAUCAAGUUACGAACUUAUUGCGCAACAAACAUUUACAGGUACACAUCCGGUGCAGAGCUCAUUCCUUCCAGCGUCGCAGCGGGUUCGAGCACCCAGAACCAGGUGCUGGCGGCCCCGGUCGUUGGGACGGAAGUUCCCUGGGCGAUGACGCCGGAUACUGCCAAUACCUACGCCGCCGGAGCGGUUGUGACUGCCAAUGAGGAUCCAGUAAUCGUGGACGAUAGCGUCACAAUCAGCGACACUAAGACGUCACAGCCGAUAUUUACCAUUGACGUCACGGAUGCGGACACAACCGAUCUCGUGGCGGUUACUUCCGGUUUCAGCGUCAUGAAGACUGCCGGAAGUUCCCUUUUCUCGGUGGUUAAGACUGCCACGGGAUAUGAUAUUCGCAGCGGCGCCUCCUUGAGUGCCGGAAGUUAUUCACUGACUAUCACUGCCACCGACCGCUGCGGCGACACUUCCACCGGAACAAUUACAGUCACCGUUACGAAUACAGCCCCGGUGUUUGUUCCGGUUUCUCUUCUGACCGUUCACCCGACCCCGAUCAGUGACGCCACGACAACGGCUAGGUCUCUCUAUGCAUUUGACAUCACGGACACGAACCCAAUUACGUGCACAGUCGAUAACACCAAGUUUGAAAUCAAAACGGUUGGAUCAGCCUACGAACUUUGGCUGAAGGCGGGGUCAGCGAGUACGCUGAAUCAUGACGCCACCGCUGUAGAAUCCAUGACGAUCACGUGCAGUGACGGGACGGACCAAAUCACCAGCAGUUACAAGGUGGACAUUUCGGACGCGGCCCCCGUUCUAACCAAUUUUGCCGGUACUUCCGGUCCGCUGGAUGACCUAUCGCCAGUGGGCACUUCCGUACAUCAGUUCACCGUUACCGACCAGGAUGACGCUAUUUCCUGUUCCAUCAACGCGCCGGAGAGUGCAAAGUUUGGCAUCACCAAGGUGGAUACCGCUACCGGAGCUCAACGGUUCGACGUCAAGACGAUUGCCCUGCUUGAUUAAGACUCUGCUACGAGUUAAACGAUCACCGUCACGUGCACUGAUGCUAUCAACACUGUGAC
This is a messenger RNA of Dreissena polymorpha, 1088 nucleotides long. RefSeq lists its product as uncharacterized. The record is from RefSeq and is a predicted model, not a curated record. The transcript is spliced from 8 exons. Lineage: Eukaryota; Metazoa; Mollusca; Bivalvia; Myida; Dreissenidae. Bases 1 to 1029 code for a protein of 342 amino acids.